UAGGGUGGUGGGUGUGAACUUCAAUUAUAAUGUGGUUUCGUUUCUUAACUUCAAUUAUACUGCUUUAUCACUCAUCCAAUAAAUUAUUGCUAUAGAUUACUAAUUGAAAAGCCAUCUAAGUUCACCUUUAGUCUCCCCAUUUGUCUCUCAAUAUAUACAGAGACACAUCUUUGAGCAAAACGCCUGUCUCAUCAGAAGAACUAUGGCCGACGGUGAGUGCGAAAAGGUCCACAUAGUAAUGUUCCCAUGGCUAGCCUUUGGCCAUAUGAUCCCGUACAUGGAGCUUGCCAAGCUCAUCUCCCAGAAGGGUCACCGUGUUUCCUUCCUUUCAACCCCUCGGAACAUCGACCGUCUCCCUAAGCUCCCUCCAGAACUGGAGAACCUAAUUGACUAUGUGAAGUUCCCGUUGCCGGCCACAAAUGACCUGCCCGAGGAUGCCGAGGCCACCAGUGACCUGCCAUAUGAUGAAGUCCAGUACCUGAAGAAGGCAUACGACCGGCUCUGCGACCCCGUAGCCCGGUUCCUCGAGUCUUCGUGCCCGGAUUGGAUUCUCUACGACUUCGCCCCUUUCUGGGUAGGCCGGAUAGCUAGAGAGCAGGGCAUCAAGACGGCCUCGUUUAGCAUUUUCAUAGCGGCUUUCUUGGGCUUCGUUGGCCCUACAUGGGCAAUAAUGGGAGGAGACUACCGGAAAACACCCGAGGACUUCACGGUGGCUCCAUCUUGGGUCCCAUUCCGGACAAACGUGGCAUUUCGGUACUUUGAGAUCAAGAGGAUUUUCGACGUCCUUGAGGCUAAUGCGUCGGGAGUGUCCGACUUCUAUCGGUUUGGGACUGGUCUGGAGAGCGCUGACAUUCUAGCCGUGAGGAGCAGCUGCGAGGUCGAGCCGGAGUGGCUCAAGCUACUCGAGGAGAUCCACCAGAAACCGGUCUUCCCGGUCGGUCAGCUCCCCCCGAUGGAUUACCUCGGAGAGGAGGAGACUGGCACAUGGCAAUGGAUAAAGGACUGGCUGGACCUGCAAAAGAGAGGCUCCGUCGUUUACGUGGCUUUCGGGAGCGAGGCGAAACCGAGCCAGCUCGAGCUCACCGAGAUCGCCCUCGGACUGGAGCAGUCCGGGAUGCCGUUCUUCUGGGUCCUCAAGACACGGCGAGGUUCAUCGGAUAAGGAUAAGAUCGAACUGCCGGAUGGGUUCGAGGAGAGUGUGAAGGGGAGGGGGGUGGUUUGUACGAGUUGGGUGCCUCAACUCCGGAUACUCGCCCACGACUCGGUCGGCGGGUUCUUGACUCACUCCGGUUGGACCUCAGUGGUGGAGGCACUGAGCUUGGAGAGGGCCCUUAUACUGCUCACGUUCUUGGCGGAUCAAGGGGUGAACGCUCGGCUUUUGGAGGAGAAGAUCGGUUACACGAUCCCGAGGAGCGACUGGGACGGAUCGUUCACGGGGGAGUCGGUGGCCGAGUCGCUCAGGCUGGUGAUGGUGAAGGAAGAGGGAAGGAUCUACAGGGAGAAGGCGAAGGAGAUGAAAGGGGUAUUCGUGGAUGCACAACUUCAAGAUCAAUACGUAGAAAAUUUACUGAAUUAUCUAACAGCAAAUAGACCUAAGAGGUGCACCUGAUAGGGUGCGUAAACCUAAUUAUCGGGUUAUGAUCAACCUUUUCUUUUAAUUUCUUUUGGAUGAUGUAAUGUGUGCUCGAGUUAAGAAAAUUUGACAGAUGUUGUACCGACAACAAGGUCAUCGGGAUAUUGAGUAUUACACAAUGUCGAUUAUCUAAGUAAAUAAGUA
Messenger RNA from Punica granatum (pomegranate), 1777 nucleotides. The record is from RefSeq and is a predicted model, not a curated record. NCBI's taxonomy places the organism in Eukaryota, Viridiplantae, Streptophyta, Magnoliopsida, Myrtales, Lythraceae.